AUUCAUUUUUCGACGACGACGAUGCGCUCGGCGACGAUGACGACGACGACGACAACAGCAAGCCAGACGUGAUCAGCGCCUUGACCUGGUGAGAAGGCGACAAGCCUGCGGGCUUCCGCAGGCCUGCGUAAACCAUCUUCCGUCUCGCAAAGCGCGGCAUCAUUCCCGACUGAGAGCGCCAGAGACCCGCAGCGAUGAGACGUGUGAGGAUCAUUGCCUCAUCAAAACCCUUGGGUGCCGCGAUGGUUUACUACCCCUCUGAACACUCCUCAGCACCGCGUCUUGUUCCCAACACUCCCAUGCGACACGAUGCCGGCGGUCGUGGCCCUGACCGCCUGCGUUCGCCGCCGCCUCCACCCCCACGGACGCCGUCGAGUGCUUCCGCUCAUUCUUCCGCGCUCUCACCGUGCCAUCAUUCCAUCCUAUCGCAGCAAUGAGCAACAAGAACAUCAUCAUUGUGCACGACGUCCUCGGCACACUCUUCUCUCUCACGAAGCCCACGGCUCUUGUCUCCUCCCUCUUCUCCUCGCAGCUAGGUGGCGAUUCCCAACCGGCUGUACGCGCUCGGUAUGCAGAGCUGGUCGUAAUGGACUGGUACCACUGUGGGCAGCGCGACUUUACCAAUCUCUCGCUCAACGGCAGCUAUACGCCCAUUGGACAGGUCUUCAAGGCGGCCAUCAAUCGCGUUCUGCUGAUGAGUGGGCUGGUCCCGCCCGAGUUGGCUGAGAAGGAGGGUGGGCAGGUCAGCGAGGAGACGCUGCGUGAGGUAAGGGCCCGGGCAGCAAAGGGGGAGAAUGUGUUUGGCGAUAUACCCGAUCAGAUGAUGGCUACUCUUCCUGCGCUGGAGAGCAGGCCGGGCAUGGUCGAGGCGUUCAGUAAGACGUACAGGAGCCAGGAGCUUCGCCCGAAGAGUGUGGGGCACGUCUCGCUGUGGGGAGCUACAAAUGGCUCACUGGAUCUAGCGGGCAAGCUCUUCAACGGUGCGCUCGGCCAGUCUGGAGUGCAGAAGCAGGAGACGCAAGCCAAGGGGGAUGGAUACAGCGUUUGGUCAUGUGACGAGAUCAAGGUGGCUAAGCCUGAUCCGCGUGUGUAUGAGGCGGUGAAGCGCAAGGUGCUUGUGGGGGACGGACUCAAGGCGGACGAUUCGAGUCUGUGGUUCGUGGCAUCCCAUACCUGGGACACCGAUGCGGCAAAGAGGGCUGGCUUCAAGACGCUCUGGGUCAGCUACGAGGAGUUUCAUCCCGUCUCAGACCUUUAUCUCAAGCCGGACUUGAUUGCUGGCGACUUGAACGAGGGAGCCAGGAAGAUUCUCGAGUGGGAAAGCCAGAAUGUCUGACGCUGCUGCAAUUCGAGCACUCUGUCACGCCCAUUAGGUCAAGGGUAGUAGAAGAUAUCUCAUUGUCUUUCUAUAGUCGUCGAUAUCUGAUCGUGUCCCUAUGAUUUGUGGUUGUCCGAUGGUAUCCAUGUAUUCUUGGAUAUCUGAUCGUACCUCUACACUCGUAGGUGUCUUUGGUGGAAGUAUUGAGGGAGUCUACGUCCAGGAAGUAGCCUCUGAGACGCGAGAGGAGGGCUUGUAUGGGCGUGUUUGGCU
This is a messenger RNA of Jaminaea rosea, 1591 nucleotides long. RefSeq lists its product as hypothetical. The record is from RefSeq and is a predicted model, not a curated record. The transcript has 2 exons. Bases 434 to 1336 code for a protein of 300 amino acids. NCBI's taxonomy places the organism in Eukaryota, Fungi, Basidiomycota, Exobasidiomycetes, Microstromatales.